Rotaria socialis is the source of this 2130-nucleotide messenger RNA. Lineage: Eukaryota; Metazoa; Rotifera; Eurotatoria; Philodinida; Philodinidae. The record is from the annotation of a GenBank genome assembly.
AUGGCACAACGAACUGUUUUUUCAAGCAUCGUGAAUACUACCGAUGAUAGUAGUCCUCGUUCCACCAAAACAUACGAUACACUCCGUCCUCACUAUUAUACAUCAUUUCAAAAUUAUUGUUGUAGUCCAAAAUCGAAUCCGUCGACAUCAUCACAAAUUAAAGAUGUUUUACCUAUUCCAGAAAAAUUCAAAAUCGAAGCUAAAGAUCUAUUGACUAGUAUCAACUGUUUUCUUAUUGAAAAUCUUCAUGAAGUUACAAAAUAUACAAGUGUUUUACCAAAUACUUUCGUUGAAAAAACAGAUCAUGUCGAUAAUCAACGUUAUUUAAUCGAUCGAGCAAUGUUCAGAAUGAUGAAUGGUGCUCAAAUAAUCAACUGGAGCUCAUCAUUGCCAAUGCUCUAUCCUAUUCGAACGUCAGGUAAUGGCAAUUGUCUUCUACAUGCUGUGCUUAUUGCAAUGCUUGGUAUACAUGAUUUGAAUCUUUACUUACGUGAUCGACUGGUACAAUUCAUGGAUGAAAAUAAAGAAAUAUUGAAAAAUCAUUGGAGAAUAGAACGACUGAAAUCGGAUAAAAAAUAUGGUAUAAAUUCCGAAGAUUCGAAACUUGACGAGGAAUGGAAUGAAUUAUGUAAUCUUGUUCGUUAUGAAAAUACUGAAGAUGGACAAACAGCAACUCAGUUACAAUAUCUUGAAGCCGUACAUAUAUUUUCUAUUUCCAAUAUGCUUUGUCGACCAAUUAUUGUUCUAUCUGAAGAUUGGAUUCGAAAUAAAAUUGGCGAAGCUAUUUCAGUAAAUGAUCUUUACGGAAUUUAUUUACCUACUCUUUCACCACCACUUGAAUGUAAUACUGAGCCAAUUGUAUUAGCGUACGAUCGAUCUCAUUUUUGUGCAUUAAUAACCAGUGAUAUUGGUCAUAGUAAAUCAUCGAAGAAUUUUCUUCCACUCUAUCUAUCAGUUAACCAUGCGUAUGAUGGAAUGCCGUUACCGAUUCGAUUUUUAGGUGAAGAUGGAAGCAUUGAAUAUUCGAAUAAUUUACUUGAUGAAUAUUUACGAGUCAAAAAAAUAGAUUAUAGUUUUGAUUCAAACUCUUCAUCAUUAUCUAUUCUAUGUACAGAAUUAGGUAGUAAACAUUUGUUACCGAACGAUAGUUUUUUUACUCUAUUUCAAAAAUAUUUGAAUGAUUUCUUUGAAGUACAAAAACCUAAGUCAAUAGCAGAUCAACAAAAACGUGAGAAACAACGUGAACUAAAUAAACAUGUUGCUCGUGAUCUCUAUAAUGAUGACAAAAGUCUAUCGACAAUCAAACAACUUCCAUCUUUGUCCUCAUCAUUAUCACCGAGAUUGGCACGUUCGAAUGCUACCUCUUAUGAUAUUCUAUCGCACAAUCAAGAUAAUGGUUCUUAUGAACAACGAUAUGCAUAUGAUGGCACUUACGCUGAUCAAUCAAAUGUACCACAUACUAGUACUUUCUAUAUAGAAAAUCCAGCGUAUAAAUCUCAGCAAUCACCAAGACCUUCGGAGUAUGUAGAAGUACUACGAAAAGAUACGGGUCUUUAUACCACUGAUAUUGAGCCGUCGAAGCAAUCAUAUUUUAAUAAUAACACAAGUAAUAUUAGCAAUUUGAACAGUUAUGAUAAAUAUUUCAAUACCGGUAAUUUACCGUUACGAGAAGAUGAAUCAAAACAUAGACGAGAACGACAGCAACAACAGAACGUCAUCAAUAGUCCUGUUCGAUAUAUAGCGCCUCGUAUAGUAUCAAUGAAUCACACACCUGCCAUUUCUGCAGACAGACAACUUACAACUGACAAAUGUAUUAUUUGUAAUCGUAGUUGCAAUGACGUCAAAUCUAACUAUAUAUGUUCUAAAUGUGAGCAUGAGCAGCAUCUUCAUACUUCGCAGUAUGAAGCUUCAAAUCGGCCAUUUAGUCAAUUAGGGCGAACAAAUCUGUAUCUAACAGGAGAUAAUUUUCGUUCCCCGUCUACUUUAUCAUCAAUACCGAAAAUCAAAACUCGUCGCAUGAUUGUUUGCCCAAAUUGUAAAAGUACGAAUAUGAAUUAUGCAUCAAACAGUUCAAACUACUCUUGCUCUGCGUGCAGACAAACCAUAGCUCCCGAAUAUUUAUAUUAUUAA